UUUUAAUAUGAGUAUCUACAUAAUUCUAUAAUUAUUACAUUUUGAUGUAAACUUUGCCAAGCACGAACAGUCAAUACAUAUUUAAACGUUUCUUAGUGAAAGCUUAUCAAAGAUAAAAAAAAUGAGGUGGUGCUUAUUCAUCUUGUGUAUUUCCGUUGGAUUUGCAUCAAAACUACCUGAUGGUAUUCCACGAUGUCACAGAAGUCAACCAGAUUAUAUCACAUGCGUACAAAAAUCAAUGGAAAUCGGCAUGCGAGUUUUAGCUUCAGGAAACAAAGACCUAGGAUUGCUACCCAUUGAACCGUUAUUUGUUAAAGACAUGGAAAUUUCGUCACAAGGAAGUUCUGUAACUCUUGAUCAGAAAUACCAUAAUGUAAAAGUUCAUGGAAUGACAUUCAGCGAUAUUACUGCUGUAAAAGCGGAUUUCGAAAAAAACUGUGAAUAUUACAUUAAUGUAUUCUCGCCCGCAUUAAGAAUGGAAGGAGAGUACGAGAUGAAAGGAAAAGUAUUAAUAUUUCCUUUAAAUUCAAAAGGAAAUUGUAAUGUAACUUUGGUGAAAAAUCAUGCUGUUCAUGCAAUGCAGUGUGAAAGAUAUCAAAAAAAUGGUAAAACGUUCAUGAAGUGGACCAAUUAUACCAUAAUAUUAAAUCCUACUAAUGUGGUAUACGAUUUUGACAAUAUAUUUCCUGCAAAUCCACAGAUAGAAAAUGAAAUUCAAAAAACACUUAAUGAUAAUUCUCUUUCAAUAUUUAAGGAGGUAAAAGCUUCAUUUGAACGUAUAUUUUCGAUUAUAUAUCUUAAUAACGGCAACAAAAUAAUGUCCAAAGUUCCGAUAGAGGAAAUGGAUCUUCCUUAAUUGUCACGUAAUUUUUUUAAAGUAAAUAUUAUAUAAAGUAUUUUAAUAAAUGUUUUGUUCUUU
Diabrotica balteata is the source of this 919-nucleotide messenger RNA. The record is from the annotation of a GenBank genome assembly. NCBI's taxonomy places the organism in Eukaryota, Metazoa, Arthropoda, Insecta, Coleoptera, Chrysomelidae.